Messenger RNA from Micromonas pusilla CCMP1545, 771 nucleotides. It is a transcript of the gene UBIE, whose product is annotated as Ubiquinone/menaquinone biosynthesis methyltransferase, bacterial-like protein. The coding region runs from base 1 to 771 and encodes 256 amino acids. NCBI's taxonomy places the organism in Eukaryota, Viridiplantae, Chlorophyta, Mamiellophyceae, Mamiellales, Mamiellaceae. The transcript has a single exon. The record is from RefSeq and is a predicted model, not a curated record. Gene Ontology annotation, molecular function: methyltransferase activity.
AUGGCGCCGUCCCCCCGCGCGUCCACGUCCGCGUUCGACGCGCACGCGCCCGAAGAUGGAUACCGCCUUCAAGGCGACGAGAAGCUCGCGUUCGUGACGGACAUGUUCGACCGCGUCGCGCCGACGUACGACCUCCUGAACUGGUUCAUCUCCCUAGGGCAAACGACGCUGUGGCGACUAAUGGCGCUGUCGUUCCUUCGCCCGUACCUGCGAGCGCGCGCGAAGGUCCUCGACGUCGGAUGCGGCACCGGGUGGGUGUCGUGGUACUUCGCGUGGCGGUAUAAAGACAUGAAGCUCGACGUCGAGGGCGUGGACUGCUCGCCGGUGAUGUUAGACAGAGCGCGCGUCGUCGUCCCAGGCGGCAGGUUCACGCGCGGCGACGUCUGCGCGUUGACGCACGACGACGACGCGUUCGACGUCGUGACGACCGUGUACACGCUGCGUAACUUCCCGAACCUGGAGAGAGGGUUGCGCGAGAUGUACCGCGUCUGCGCGCCGGGCGGGGUGGUGAUCAUAUUGGACGCGUUUCCCGCGAAGAAUUUCGCGAUGCGAUGCGUUUUGUACGCGUGGCUAGAGCUGGUCAUGCCGCUCGUCGCGAUGCUCUUCACGCGCGACGCCAAGGCGUACAGGUACCUCAGCGCGAGCAUACGCGCGACGGCCGCGGUGGAGGAGGUCACGGAGAUGUUGUACGAGUGCGGGGCGGUCAGGGUGGAGAUCGCGAAGUACACGUUCGGCGCCGCCGCGAGACUCGUCGCGCACAAAGCCGCGUGA